Messenger RNA from Oryza sativa Japonica Group (Japanese rice), 1587 nucleotides. Its product is annotated as trimethyltridecatetraene synthase. The record is from RefSeq and is a predicted model, not a curated record. NCBI's taxonomy places the organism in Eukaryota, Viridiplantae, Streptophyta, Magnoliopsida, Poales, Poaceae. Gene Ontology annotation, molecular function: heme binding; iron ion binding; monooxygenase activity.
AUGGAGCCAUCAGCAUUGGCCACCUUGCUAUCCAUGGCGCUCGCCGCCUUCCUGCUACUCGGGCUGAUCAAACGCAAGGGCAGCCGCCGUGGCUACAACCUGCCGCCGGGUCCGACGCCGUGGCCCGUCAUCGGCAACUUCAACCUCAUCGGCGCGCUGCCGCACCGCUCCAUCCAUGAGCUCUCCAGGAAGUACGGCGAGCUCAUGCUCCUCCGCUUCGGCUCCUUCCCCGUCGUCGUCGGCUCGUCGGUCGCCAUGGCCAGGCUCGUCCUCAAGACCCACGACGCGGUGUUCAUCGACCGCCCCAGGACGGCGUCCAGGAAGCACACCACCUACGGCUACGCCGACAUCACGUGGUCGCCGUACGGCGCGUACUGGCGCCAGGCGCGGCGGAUCUGCGUCACCGAGCUGUUCAGCGCCCGCCGCGUCGCGUCGUUCGAGCACAUCCGCGCCGACGAGGUGCGCGCGCUGGUGCGCGGCCUCUUCGCCGCGGCGUCGUCGGGACGCAGCGGCGCCGUGCACCUCAACAGGGAUCACCUGUCCACGCUGAGCAUGAACGUGAUCACGCGGAUGGUGCUCGGGAAGCGGUUCUUCGGCGAGGGCGCGGACGCGGCGGAGGGGCCCGUGUCGACGCUGUCGGAGUUCAAGUGGAUGCUGGACGAGCUCCUCCUGCUCAACGGCGUCCUCAACGUCGGCGACUGGAUCCCGUGGGUGGACUGGAUGGACCUGCAGGGGUACGUGCGGCGGAUGAAGAAGGUGGGCAAGAUGUUCGACGCGUUCAUGGAGCACGUCCUCGACGAGCACAGCGAGCGGCGGCGGCGCGAGGGCGAGGCGUUCGUGGCGAGGGACAUGGUGGACGUGCUCAUGGACCUCGCCGACGACCCCUCCCUCGAGAUCAAGCUCGGCCGCGUCGGCGUCAAGGCGUUCACGCAGGACCUCAUCGCCGGGGGCACGGAGAGCUCGUCGGUGACUGUGGAGUGGGCGCUCUCGGAGCUCUUCAAAAACCCCGCCAUCUUCGCCACGGCCACCGACGAGCUCGACCGCGUCGUCGGCCGCUGCCGCUGGGUCACGGAGAAGGACAUCCCGAACCUCCCCUACCUAGACGCCAUCAUGAAAGAGACCAUGCGGAUGCACCCCAUCGUGCCGCUCCUCAUCCCGCGCGUCGCCCGCGACGACGCCGCCGUCGCGGGCUACGACAUCCCCAAGGGCGCGCGCGUGCUCAUCAACGUGUGGACCAUCGGCCGGGACCCGGAGCUGUGGGACGCGGCGGAGGAGUUUAUGCCGGAGAGGUUCAUCGGGAGCAGGAUCGACGUGAAGGGGCAGGACUUCGAGCUGCUGCCGUUCGGGUCCGGGCGGCGCAUGUGCCCCGGCUACAACCUCGGGCUCAAGGUGAUGCAGCUGAGCUUGGCCAACCUGCUGCACGGGUUCGCGUGGAGGUUGCCGGAGGGGAUGAAGGAGGAGGAGCUGAGCAUGGACGAGGUGUUUGGGCUGUCGACCACGCGCAAGUACCCGCUCCAGGUGGUCGUCGAGCCUAGGCUUCCCGUUCAACUCUACUCCUUAUGAAUCUGUGGGUCAGUGUGUGUUGAU